AUGACUAACCCGACCCAUGUAAUUAAAGUUGUGCCCCGGUCUUUUGGUGUGAAGAUUUGUUACCAAAUUUGGGGUUCCCCGGUUGUAUUCGUUGCAUCCGUUGCAUCUAUUGCAUGCAACGAAUGUGACGAAUAUGAUCGAUUGAGCGGAUGGGUUGGUGGCAUCAAUGGCAUAG
Messenger RNA from Dentiscutata erythropus, 175 nucleotides. NCBI's taxonomy places the organism in Eukaryota, Fungi, Glomeromycota, Glomeromycetes, Diversisporales, Gigasporaceae. The record is from the annotation of a GenBank genome assembly.